UGUGCAUUCAAAGUGUCACUGAAUCCGUUAGUUAGCAACUAGAUUUGUUUAUUUUGAUUGCAACGAGAAAAUUGUUAGUACCUAAAAGUAAAUAAUGCAUUAUGACCAAAAUUCCGACUUCAUCUGAAGAGAAACUGUUACAAGAGCAUGGCUACAAACUGAUCAAGAAGAUUGGAGAAGGUGGUUAUGCUAAAGUGUUUUUAGGCGAAUUCCGCUCGAAGAACACGGAAAAGGUUUACCCCCUGGCGUGUAAAGUGAUUAAUACUAAUGGAGCCCCCGAGAAAUAUACAAACAAAUUUUUGCCCCGUGAAAUGAAAAUUCUUGUGAAAAUCAAUCAUCCCCAUAUUAUUCAUAUUCAUAGCAUUUUCCAGCGGAAUAAAAUAUUUUUCAUAUUUAUGAGAUACGCAGAAAAGGGUGAUCUAUUGGAUUUUCUUUUAGCUAAUGGAGCUUUGAAGGAACGUCAAGCAAGGAUCUGGGUCCGUCAACUGGCAUUAGCUUUACAGUAUCUCCACACCCUGGAAAUAGCGCAUAGAGAUAUAAAGUGUGAAAAUGUGUUAGUUACGAAUAAUUAUAAUGUGAAAUUAGCGGAUUUCGGUUUUUCCAGAAGAGUUCUGGAUACCGAUGGUAGACGGCUUACAAGCGAAACAUUUUGUGGGUCUUUACAAUAUGCCCCGCCGGAAAUAAUAAAGGGGACACCGUAUCACCCUAAGGUAGCGGACAUGUGGUCUUUUGGGGUAGUUAUGUUCACCAUGCUAAAUAAAGCGAACCCUUUCAAUGAGAAAAAUCAUCGAACUCUGCACUCACUACAAGUGAACAAAAAGUGGAAAUUUCGAUCUCAAGUGGCCAAUAAUAUAUCACCGGAAGCAAAGGAUUUGGUAUCAAACCUUCUAGAACCAGUUGCAACCAAACGUUUCUCAAUAGACGAAGUAAUCAACUCAAGCUGGAUUGCAAUGGAUCCGAAAUUGAAAUCACUGAAUGCAGCUGAAUUCGCAGCUAUAUCAGCGGCUAUGGAAGAAGCACAGGGCCUGCAAGCUGAGAAGGCCCAAAUGGUCAGGAGCGUAUCAUUCAACCUGAGAAAUAUUACCAAGGACAAAUUGAAACUACAUAAGGCUCACCUAGGGACACAGAAUGAAUUCGGACUUGCUAAGUCGGAGAUAAAUAAAAAAGAUGACUAGAGAAUUGAUUUGUUUUAUAGUAGAAGAGAGGAUGUGUAUUUAUUUUAAAUGGUAUUUAUUUGAGGUCGAAUAAAAAAAUCAUAUUUCUAAUAUCAA
Messenger RNA from Hermetia illucens (black soldier fly), 1271 nucleotides. RefSeq names its product testis-specific serine/threonine-protein kinase 2-like. The transcript has 6 exons. The coding region runs from base 102 to 1175 and encodes 357 amino acids. Gene Ontology annotation, cellular component: spindle pole; nucleus; centrosome. Gene Ontology annotation, molecular function: protein serine/threonine kinase activity; tau-protein kinase activity; ATP binding. Lineage: Eukaryota; Metazoa; Arthropoda; Insecta; Diptera; Stratiomyidae. The record is from RefSeq and is a predicted model, not a curated record. Gene Ontology annotation, biological process: regulation of cytokinesis; intracellular signal transduction; microtubule cytoskeleton organization.